AUGAUAUUUAUAUUUAAAGCCAUUUUAUUUGCAAAUAUUUAUUAUAACAUAGUUUUAUCUUUUCACACAAAAAAUAAUGGUAAUAAUUAUAUAUAUAUAAAAAAAAAUAACAAUUUUAAAAAUUUCAAGUCUAAAAAAAGUAAAUAUAUGUCUAAAAAAUGUAACACAACAUUUUUGUGCAUGAAUAAUGAAGAACAAAAUGAUUCAUUAAAAAAAAAUAAAUCAGGAGAAAGUUUAAAAUUUUAUGAAUUCUCACAUAUUUACAAACAUUUAAAAACAGAUCAAUCAAAUGUAGACCCUGAAAAAAAAGAAAAAGAUGAAAAUAGUCAAACAUCUCAUGAACUUUUUGUCAAAAAUGAUUUUAUAAAACAAGUUUCAGAAUUUUACCAAGAACAACAAAAUAAUACAAAACAUAUCGAAGAAGAUGAAAAAUACACAUCAAGCCCAGACAGUGAUAGUGUAAAUAGUAUAAGUUCCAAUGUAUUAGUUAAAGAUGAACCAAAUAGAAUACAAAAAAUGGGAUUUGAAAAUAUAUAUGAUUAUAGCAGUAUAUUUAAAGAAAAAGAAAAAAAAAAUCAUAUAAAAAAAUAUGUUGCUAAUAUAUUUCAAAAAUUGCCAAAAUUUAAAGACAAUCUAAAAGUAAUUAAAGAUGCAUUAUUAUAUCUAAAAUUUAUAGAAAAAGGGAAUUUAUAUUUAGUUAAAGAUUUAGAUAAAAAAAGUAUAAAUUCAGAACCAUAUGAUGAUUUUUCAAAUAAAAAAAAAAAAAAAGGAACAAAAAAAGAUAAAAUAAAAUUAGAAUUAACUAGCAUUUAUAAUAAUAUUAAUAAAGAAAAACACACAAAAAAAAGAAUAUGUAAAGAAUGCUCUAUUAAAGUAGAUUUAUAUACAAAACUUUUAUCAAGACCUUUAAACAAUAUAUAUAAUUUACACAAAAAUCUAAAAAAAUAUUUACAUCCUUUUCAGUAUAGUUUAUAUGAAAAUGCUAUAACAAAUAUGUAUAAAGAUGGAGAAGCUUCAAUGUCAUUAAAUGAUGUUUUAAAAAACAUUGUCGAAGUAAGAAAAUUAAUAACAGUAACUGGGAAAGCAUAUGCAGGACAAAUGAAAUAUUUAAAAACAUGUAGAGAAAUAUUUAACAAAUUAAAUGAAGCUAUAGUUGAUCUAAAUGUUAUUUUACAAUCAGGAAGAAAAUGGCUAGAUUUAUAUAAUUCUUACAUUAAAAAAAUUAAAAAAAUUAAAUAUAUUGAUAUAGAAAAACCAGCCAUAUCAAUUAUAGGUUGUACUAAUGUAGGAAAAAGUAGUAUAUUAAAUUCUAUUACAAAUUCUAAAUCAAAAAUAGCUAGUUAUAAUUUUACAACCAAAGAAUUUAAUUUAGGUCAUUAUUCAUUUGUAAAUGAAGAUGAUAUAUUUACAGCACAAAUUAUGGAUCUACCAGGACUUAUAAAUCGUCAAGAAGAAAAAAGAAACAUCAUGGAAAAACUUUCUCUUUCCUCUUUAAAAAAUAUACCAUCAGGAGUUAUAUAUGUUUUUGAUCCAUUAAAAAAAGAAGAUCAUAAAUUCUCUUCUUUAAAAUCACAAAUAGAAAUUCGAUAUUAUUUAAGAGGUUUAUUUCCAUUUAGACCAUGGAUUGAUGUUAUAACAAAAUCAGAUUUAAUUGAUUUUUCCAUGGUAGACCUUCCUAAAGAUUUAAAAGAAAAUGCUAUUUUUAUUUCAACAGAACAAAAAGAUUCGUUAUUACCACUGAAAGAAAAAAUAAAUGAAAUGACAUUUAAAUUAAAUAAUUUCUUGGUCAAGCAUACGAUGAAAUAA
This is a messenger RNA of Plasmodium vinckei vinckei, 1806 nucleotides long. RefSeq names its product GTP-binding protein, putative. Gene Ontology annotation, molecular function: RNA binding; GTPase activity; GTP binding. Bases 1 to 1806 code for a protein of 601 amino acids. Gene Ontology annotation, cellular component: nucleolus. Gene Ontology annotation, biological process: ribosomal large subunit biogenesis. Lineage: Eukaryota; Apicomplexa; Aconoidasida; Haemosporida; Plasmodiidae. The record is from RefSeq and is a predicted model, not a curated record. The transcript has a single exon.